AUGGUUGCUAUCGUUGUACCAGAAAACUACGGUGCCGUCGUCGCUGUUGCCCUGGGAGCUAUUCCAGUGCUUAGCUUCAUUCAUGGAAGCAUCGUGACCGGUCUUCGGAAGGAUGCCAAGGUCCCCUAUCCGCACACCUAUGCGACUGUUGAGCAAUGCAAGUCAAAUGCCAAAGCCGAGCAAUUCAACUGCGCGCAGCGGGCCCACGCUAACUACCUCGAGAAUAUGCCUCAAACAAUGCUCUUCACUCUCUUCGCGGGUCUGAAAUACCCUCACCUGGCAACAGCAAUUGGCGCUUCAUGGCUGUUUUUCCGAACUCUCUACUUGUACGGCUAUGUGUAUUCGGGUAAGCCACAGGGCAAGGGAAGAAUGCUGGGAGGUUUCUUCUGGUUUUCUCAAGGCGCUCUGUGGGCUCUGAGUGUGUUUGGUGUUGCCAAAGAUAUGAUCUCUUACUGA
Molecule: messenger RNA, 456 nt
Organism: Aspergillus fischeri NRRL 181
Lineage: Eukaryota; Fungi; Ascomycota; Eurotiomycetes; Eurotiales; Aspergillaceae
Product: MAPEG family protein
Exons: 3
Coding region: 1-456 (151 amino acids)
Cellular component (GO): membrane; nuclear envelope; endoplasmic reticulum
Molecular function (GO): glutathione peroxidase activity; glutathione transferase activity
Source: RefSeq, a predicted model, not a curated record